This is a messenger RNA of Didymodactylos carnosus, 330 nucleotides long. Lineage: Eukaryota; Metazoa; Rotifera; Eurotatoria; Philodinida; Philodinidae. The record is from the annotation of a GenBank genome assembly.
AUGAAACAAAUGACCACAAUACUAUUGGAAAAAUUUGCCACAGGACCCGGUUUUGACACAGUCGAGAAUUGCCACGCUUCUAGAUGCCGUGCUCGUGGAAGACGUUGUGAAAGUCGUAAGAGACGUCGUGAAGGUCGUAGAAAACGUCGUGGAGAUCGCAGAAAACGUCAUGACGGUCGUAGAAAACGUCGUGGAGGUCGCAGAAAACGUCGUGAAGGUCGCAGAAAACGUCGUGAAGGUCGUGAGAGACGUCGCGGAAUUAUGAAACAUUCAUCUCCUGGACAGCCACAUGCUGCCGUAUUUGUAACGAAAAGUGAAAAACAAAAUUGA